UCUAUAUGCAAACUUUUCUAUGACUUGAAUCAACCUAAAGUUGAAUUCAUCUUUUUGUUGUAGAUCUGAGGUUGUAAUAAUAAUUUAAUAUAGGAGAAUUCUGGGCCCUCUUGUGUUUGAAUUUAUCACUUUCUAUUGGAUUUGGUUUGUAGUUGUACACACUUAUUCCCCUCUUUUUCCCACUCUCUUGCAUCUCUUGAAAUUGAUGCAAAAAUUGAAGUCUCUCAUCAUUUCGGGAUGAAAUUAAGAAUCAUAAAAAUCAAAUCUUUGUUUCAAGUGAUAUAAAGGGAAAGAAGAAGAGAGGAUUGUCUACUUUGAUAUAGCAGCAGUUACUUAUCAGAUAAUCAUGUUUGCAAAGGUGGGAAACUGCAUUUGGUAUGAUAAGCAUAUUGUCUGAGUGGAGGGGGGUCUUUGUUAGGGCGAAAUUCGAGAAAACGGAAUGUCAUGUUUAGGAAUUGAAAGAAACUGUGUGGGUUGGGGAAAUCGGAUCUCUUAGUAGGGAUUUGUGAUGGCCUCAAUCAGAAGAACAUUGUCUCCCGUUCCUCGACCGGGAGGUUUAGCUAAUGGUGAGGCUUGUCAAGUGGCGUCGCCUCUGUCCAAGUCGUCUUCCAACAGUCAGAGCUACCCUCCACAAGGGGGUUUGUUGUCUUCCUCGUUGGGAUCCUUGGACUAUGCGUUGUACAAAGUACAGAGCUUCGUUCUUGGACUUUUCUCACAACGAGCUUCUAGGGAUGUUGAUAGGUCGAGGAUGAAGGGGCAGAGUUGGCGGAGGGCGUAUUUACAUUUCUUGUUGUGCUUUGUUGUUGGUAUCGUUGCUGGGCUCACACCAUUUGUACCGGUGAGUAUGUCCGCGAAUUCCUUGCCUAAGCAAGAAGCUUUUGAUUCAGAUGAGUUGCUUGGGUUGAAAAAUGAGAUUUCGGUAGUAGGCAAAGUUUCUUUGCCAAAGAACUCUACAUUGGAUAUAGAGAAGGCGAGUGUUAAAGUGAAAAAUCCUCCUCCUGACUAUUCACUUUUAAAUAAGUCGUUGGAUCUGUCUCGUGAUGGGGUGUUUGAUAAGCUUCUGAUCAUCAUCACUCCUACACAUGCUAGGCCGCUUCAGGCCUACUUUCUGGAUCGCUUGGCACAAAGGUUGAGACUGAUCCGACAACCUCUUCUUUGGAUAGUUGUUGAGAUGAAUUCUCAAUCCAUGGAGACAGCUGAAUUGCUGAGGAACUCCGGAGUCAUGUACAGACAUCUCGUAUGCAGUAUCAAGAACGCAACCGAGAUAACAGAUAGAAGUGCACCCCUUAGGAAUGUGGCCCUCUCACACAUAGAGACACACCGUCUUGAUGGGAUUGCUUACUUUGCAGACGAAGAUAACAUAUACUCGACUGCCCUCUUCGACCAUAUGAGAAACAUUAGUCGGAUUGGGACAUGGACAACGGCCAAGCUGGUGCAAAGCAGAGACGGAAUUCUUCUGGAAGGUCCGAUUUGUAACAGCUCCCAAGUGUUAGGGUGGCACGUUGAUGACAAGAAGAAACGAUCUCAGAGAUUCCACGCUGAGAUGUCAGGUUUUGCCUUUAAUAGCACCGUCAUCUGGGAUACAAAGAGAUGGCACCGGCCUACAAAUGAACCUAUCAGGCAGAUUGAGACAGUGAAGCAAGACUUGCAAGCAACCACGUUCAUCGAACAGCUCGUGGAGGAUGAGAGCCAAAUGGAGUGCUUCUCUACGGAGACUUCGGGAAUCAUGGUUUGGCAUCACACAUAUACAUACCCUCAUAACUGGUUUACUAGUAUUUCGAGUGCCAUCACUCCACUUGACUGAUGCUUUGCAAUUUUGGUUCAAUUCUGGAACUGAGGUGUAGACGAUGCUUGUUGCCAUCUGCAGUCUCAGGUAAACGAGCUUGUGCAACGAAUCCUUGUCGGAUUCAUGGAGAUUGGACAUCCAGCAGAUUCAUUUGAGCGUCUUUCCCCAGUCUCAGGUCCGAGGUGGGAUAUUAUUCAUGUACAGCUUCUGAUUUUAUAUGAUUACUAGCCAUCCAUGAGAGGGAAACAUGCUGUCAUGAAAGCUAGAGUAAUUGGAGUUUUGCAUAUUUUUUCCAAUAUUAGCCAUUUAUAACUUUUUUUCCCUUCUUUCCUCUAAAUUUUCAUGGUGCAAUUGUGUGUUGAUCUUUGUGAAAGAAAAAGUGCUUUCCUCUCUCUCUAUCUCUAGUUAGGCCUUUUCUUAGGAGAAGACUGCAUUCUCUCUAGUUAGGAGACAUGGUGGGAAGGGAAUAAGUGGAACUCACUUCAUUCUUUCCCACUCCACCAAGAAAAAUCACCAUGGUUUUUACUUUUUUCAUUUUUAUUGACAUUCUCUGCAAGAAAGCUCAAGAAAUUUAUUUGUCGAUGAUUCCCGGUAUCGAUCUGAUCUUGGUUGCCCUACUUCAUAGUUCUUUCAUAUCGUUUGUUGUAGCUCUUGCUAUGUGUGUUGCCUUUAUAUGUCUCUUCCUCGCGUUUUGUGUUGUCCUGCUUCUUAUUGUGCUUGUAGAUCUCCGUGAUAUCUUUUCGUUCGUGUCGUGCUAUCUUGUCGUCGUUAGAUCUCACAUGGAGUUGGCUUUCGUGCUCUCUCUGGUGGUCUUGAUAAGAUUCACUGUCGGUACAUCAUUAGCUUUGAGAUCAAUUGUGCCAAUGAAAAUGAAAAUGCUAACGGUGAAAAUGUAGUAGCAUCCUUUUCAUGGGGAUUAUUUGCUGCUAUGUAACUAUGAUUGCUUUAUUUAAUUCUGUGUUCAAUUUA
Molecule: messenger RNA, 2755 nt
Organism: Salvia hispanica
Lineage: Eukaryota; Viridiplantae; Streptophyta; Magnoliopsida; Lamiales; Lamiaceae
Product: putative beta-1,4-xylosyltransferase IRX9H
Biological process (GO): plant-type secondary cell wall biogenesis; glucuronoxylan biosynthetic process
Cellular component (GO): Golgi membrane
Molecular function (GO): xylosyltransferase activity; galactosylgalactosylxylosylprotein 3-beta-glucuronosyltransferase activity
Source: RefSeq, a predicted model, not a curated record